Tupaia belangeri chinensis (Chinese tree shrew) is the source of this 3566-nucleotide messenger RNA. RefSeq names its product aldehyde dehydrogenase 1 family member A2 (gene ALDH1A2). The transcript has 13 exons. Gene Ontology annotation, molecular function: oxidoreductase activity, acting on the aldehyde or oxo group of donors, NAD or NADP as acceptor. The record is from RefSeq and is a predicted model, not a curated record. Bases 163 to 1719 code for a protein of 518 amino acids. NCBI's taxonomy places the organism in Eukaryota, Metazoa, Chordata, Mammalia, Scandentia, Tupaiidae.
AGGUAGGACGGCCCAGCCCCCCGCGCCUCGGGCCUCACGUCCAAUAAGAGCCGCCCCUGCUUGACACCUGCCUAUAUACAGGCGAGCGCGCCCCCGGCCCUCGACCGCGCGCACAGCCCGCACAGCCCACGCCGCGGGCGAGCGACACGUCGGCCCGCCACCAUGACUUCCAGCAAGAUCGAGAUGCCCGGCGAGGUGAAGGCCGACCCCGCCGCCCUCAUGGCGUCCCUGCACCUCCUGCCGUCGCCCACGCCCAACCUCGAGAUCAAGUACACCAAGAUCUUCAUUAACAACGAAUGGCAGAACUCAGAGAGUGGGAGUGUGUUCCCUGUCUAUAAUCCAGCCACAGGAGAGCAGGUGUGUGAAGUUCAAGAAGCAGACAAGGCAGAUAUAGACAAGGCGGUGCAGGCGGCCCGCCUGGCUUUCUCUCUUGGCUCAGUGUGGAGAAGGAUGGAUGCUUCAGAAAGAGGACGUCUGUUGGAUAAGCUUGCAGACUUGGUGGAACGUGACAGAGCAGUUCUUGCAACCAUGGAAUCCCUGAAUGGUGGCAAACCGUUCCUACAAGCUUUUUACGUGGAUUUGCAGGGUGUCAUCAAGACCCUUCGGUAUUACGCGGGCUGGGCUGAUAAAAUUCACGGGAUGACCAUUCCUGUAGAUGGAGAUUAUUUUACCUUUACAAGACACGAACCCAUUGGAGUGUGUGGACAGAUCAUCCCGUGGAACUUCCCCCUGCUGAUGUUUGCCUGGAAAAUUGCUCCAGCCCUGUGCUGUGGCAAUACAGUAGUUAUUAAGCCAGCAGAGCAGACACCACUCAGCGCGCUCUACAUGGGAGCCCUCAUCAAGGAGGCUGGCUUUCCACCGGGAGUCAUCAAUAUUUUGCCGGGAUAUGGGCCAACGGCUGGGGCAGCAAUAGCUUCUCACAUUGGCAUAGACAAGAUUGCCUUCACAGGAUCUACUGAGGUUGGAAAGCUUAUCCAAGAAGCAGCUGGAAGAAGUAAUUUGAAGAGAGUAACUCUGGAACUUGGAGGGAAAAGUCCUAAUAUUAUUUUUGCAGAUGCAGAUUUGGACUAUGCUGUGGAGCAGGCACACCAAGGGGUGUUCUUCAACCAAGGCCAGUGCUGUACCGCAGGCUCUCGUAUCUUUGUGGAGGAGUCCAUCUACGAAGAGUUUGUGAGAAGAAGUGUGGAACGGGCCAAGAGGCGCAUAGUGGGGAGUCCCUUUGACCCCACCACAGAGCAAGGUCCCCAGAUUGAUAAGAAACAGUACAACAAGAUCCUAGAACUCAUCCAGAGUGGUGUGGCUGAGGGGGCCAAGCUGGAGUGUGGAGGCAAAGGACUGGGCCGGAAGGGAUUUUUCAUUGAGCCCACGGUAUUUUCCAACGUCACUGAUGACAUGCGGAUUGCCAAGGAGGAGAUCUUUGGCCCCGUUCAGGAAAUUCUGAGGUUUAAGACAAUGGAUGAAGUUAUCGAAAGAGCCAAUAACUCAGACUUUGGACUCGUAGCAGCUGUCUUUACUAAUGACAUCAACAAGGCCCUCACAGUGUCUUCUGCAAUGCAAGCUGGGACUGUUUGGAUCAAUUGUUACAAUGCAUUAAAUGCUCAGAGCCCUUUUGGUGGAUUCAAGAUGUCUGGAAAUGGGAGAGAAAUGGGCGAGUUUGGUUUGCGCGAGUACUCAGAAGUUAAGACUGUGACAGUGAAGAUCCCCCAGAAGAACUCGUAAGAAGGCAAGGAAGGAAGGUGAAGACCACCCUGCACGACUCAACUCUCCCUCUCUGCUUUCUCUGUAGGGCUCCGCUCUCAGGAAUACAAAGUUGAGCCAUGGUCCUUAUUUAAGAUUGAAAUGAUAACAUAUAGGCCAGGCAGGUGCUGCACCACUAAAGCAAACCAGCUAGGCAGUUUCUUGGCACUCUGUAAAGGAUCACCCUAAUGAUACCAAAUAUCGGGGCACAGAAGGGUAAAGGAAAGGAGGCUUUACUGGGCACAUUUAGUAUCUCUUUCUAGUGCAAGGGAUGGAAGAAGGGAGCUGUGUUAUUUGAUGCCGUUUGUCCCAAAGAUCCUUCCUCUUGAGGAAAGGUGGCCUUUCCACUAUCUUCAUUUUCCUCCUUCCAGACUGUCUCUCUGCUCACCCACCCCUCUUUCUCUUCCAAGGAGAUCUCAGCUGAGCUCAUUUGGAGCAGAUGUUUGGGCCGGGAAUAAUUUUCCAAGGUUUUGCAGCCAAAUUACCAUUCCAUGUUAUCCAUUUCUUCAAAGCAAAACAUGAAAUGGUUUUAGUUAGAGCCAGACCAGACUGAAAAUGCCAGGAGCUGGUACACUGCAGAUGUACUAAGAAGAACUUGAGAUAUUCCUGACCCAAUCCAGUUUUUAAAAUAUCUGUAAAUAACGUGCGUGAAAGAAGACGAGGACGAUGAAGAUGGGAGUUCAUCACGUGUAGUUCACAUGAUGAGCUUGUUGAAUGACUUUGAGGUGUGUGUGUGUCGGUGUGUGUGUAUCUGUGUGUGUGUUUGUGUGUAUCUGUGUGUGUGUGCGCACGUGUAUCUGUGUGUGUGUACCUGUGUGUGUGAGAGAGAGAGAGAAAGAGAGGGAGAAAUUCCUUGGUUUUUCUAGAAUAAGACAGGAUAUGUUGUUUUUCAUAGAUAAGAUCUUUUCCAAAGCUUAUCUUAAAACCAACCCAAAAAACAAUCCAAGGAAACUCAAGAGUUUGGCAAUGCUGAAUGCCUUGCCGGAAUAAUCCCAUUUCCAAUCCUGGGUGGCAGUGUUUAUUAAAUGAAUUUCUGUAUUUGGAAUCUGUACCUUCUGCCCUCCAGCCCUCACGGCACCAAUACUUGCCAGUCCUGGUACUGCAGGUGUUUCUUGGGCCUGUCCUGCCUUAAUAAUGUGCCCCGAAUCCAUUGGCAGUGACCUUGGAAAGUCUGGCCAAGUCUGGAGAUUCCCCUCCCCGCUUGCAGAGCUUUUCCCGGCCAUAGCUGCUGUGCUCCACUAGAGCUCACCUGUCUUACCCAGUGGCUUGUCCACACACCAUCGGGGGGUGGGGCAUGAAGCAGGUCUGUCUCCUUUUCCUUCCAACCACACACUCCUCUUCUGCUUUCCAGUAAAUCCCCUAGGUUGAUGUGGGCAGUGUUAGCUUCCUUUCCUUCUCUCUUUCCAGCUGCCAAAUCUGCUCCAGUCUUUGACCUAGAUGAAGAUCAUUUAUUUAAAAGUGCCAAACAUAACCAAGAGUACGUGGAAUAUGGGCAACAUAUAUAUAGCCUUGUGUAUUUAAUGGAUUUCUGCUUUCUAACCAUACCAGUUUUCUAUUUAUAACCCUUGUCUUUCCUGAUGUUUAAAGAAAUCUCUACUAGCUGUUAUUUACGAUCGACAGUGCGUUCAGCAGCCUUGACAGACGCCAUGUUUCUGGGUUCUUCCACAUGAACGCCACACUCUUCUGGAGCGUGUGUCCCCGAACACAUCCACUAACCAAACAGUUACCUUUGAACUGCAACACAGAAUGUGAACAUGAAGAUUUAUUUCUUUUAAUUUACCUAAAAAGAAACCUCUGUGCUAGCAAUAAAGCAUUUAUAUUGUGUACUC